AUGACGUUUACAGUCUAUGGUUCAGGCUCAAACACACUGAGCUCUAAAGAACCCAUGCGUCGCUUUGUGUCUAUACGAGCAGCGUGGCUUCCACAGUUCUCCACCUCUGAUGAAGAGCAGUGUACAGCCGCUUCUCUAAAUGCUCUCAUUCAGAGAGCAGAGACCCCAACGGUGCUCUUUGUGUCUGUCAGACGACCAGAAUCUGAGGAGAGACAGGAGACGUUCACGGCAGCGGAGAUGGCGGAACCUGAAGCUCUCAAGGUAGAACAUGUAUACAAGAUCUUCUUCACACAUGGGUUUAAUCAUUUCCUCUGUGUGCCAGUGUCAGACCUGAGGCUGGUUCUCGUUGGAAAAACUGGAUCAGGAAAGAGCUCCAGUGGAAACACCAUACUGGGAAGAGACGCCUUCAGUGCAGCUGUCGGUCACUUGUCAGUGACCAGACACUGCUGUAAGCAGACAGGCGAGGUGUUGGACCGGCAGCUGACCAUCAUUGACACUCCUGGACUCUUUGACACUUCGCAAGCUGAUGAUUAUGUAAAGAGAGAGAUCUCCAAAUGCAUCAACAUGUCGGCCCCGGGGCCCCACGCCAUCCUGCUGGUCAUCAAGGUGGGGUCCUUCACAGCGGAGGAAAGAGACGCCGUCAGGCAGGUGGAGGAGAUGUUUGGACAGGACGCCUGGAAGUACACCAUCAUCCUCUUCACACACGGAGACAGAGUCACGUCAGACGUCAAACAGAUGCUGCAGGAGGCUGGACCAGAGCUGCAGACGAUCCUGAGGAAGACAGGAAACAGAUACCACAUCUUCAACAACCUCAAAAUCAACAAUCGUAGACAGGUCCUGGAUCUGUUAGAGAAGGUGGAGGAGAUGGUUGGUGCCAACGGAGGACAGUUUUACUCCAACAACAUCUACGAAGGGGCGGUGGAAAUGCUGCGUCAGAGAGAGACCGAACUCAGAGAGUUCUACGAGAAGAAACUGGAGGAAGAAAUCAAAUCUGUGAAGUCAGAGUACGAGAAGAAGCUGAGUGAAGCUGUAGAGGAGCACCAAAAGGUGGAGAAGAGACUGCAGUCAGAGCUGCAGGAGGUGAAGAGGUAUUAUCAUGUUUUAGAGAGCGGAGUCCGUCAUGUUGUGGAGCAGACGAUGCCGACUGACUCCUUCAAUGAAGUUCUUUCCCAGUUCAAUGAGAAGCUGAAGCUGAACUUACUUUCUUAAAAGCUUCUGCUCUGUUUACUGUGUUCAUCUUUACCAACUCUGUAACUAUUGUUUGUCUAAACUUUGUUCUAACCCCUUAGAGCUUUAAAGUUACAGGAAAAGUGAUUUAGAAUUUAGGAAUGUAUCUUCUGUAUCUAUAUCUAUGUGACGCACUGUCUGCAGCAGCACAGAGAAAACAUCCAAUAAUGACUAAAAAUCUCAGUGAUCGUUCAGAUUUCUCCCCCAGAGUCAAGACAUUUGUGUUACAAUUAAGUUAAAAAUUUAAAUUGAUUAAAUUCUAGCUUCAUGUGUUGCAACUUUGUAACUUUUUCAGUGUCACACUGCGCAGUCCCUGCCGCAGACACCUCAGUUGAUGCCCAUGCCCAAAUCGAUAAUCAAAAUAAUUACUAGUUUGAACAUGGCUGCAAAAUUCUGAGUUUGUGUGCAUCCUAAAGUGCUCAAACAUGUUAGAAAUAUUACAUAACGGGCGCCCGGUUAGCUCAGUUGGUAGAGCAGGUGCCCAUAUAUAGAGGUUUAGUCCUCGGCGCAGCGGUUCAGGGUUCGAUUCCGACCUGCGGCCCUUUGCUGCAUGUCGUUCCCCCCUCUCUCCUCUUUCAUGUCUUCAGCUGUCCUGUCAAUAAAGGCCUAAAAAUGCCCAAAAAAUAAUUUGGAAAAAGAAUUACCUAAUAUAUCUUUAAUACUAGACAUAUUCAGACAGCUGGAGAUAGAUAUGAAUAUGGUGGAUAAACUAUAAGUGAUAUGUAAACUGCAUUAUAGUGAUUUAAAAUUAAAAAAUUUCAACUCUGUAAAUGUUGUAAUCUUUAAACCUUUUUAUAAACAACUGAUCUCUGAUUUGGUUUGAAAUUAGAGCCUGUAUCAUGUAAAACAG
This is a messenger RNA of Sander lucioperca (pikeperch), 2077 nucleotides long. Its product is annotated as GTPase IMAP family member 7-like. Gene Ontology annotation, molecular function: GTP binding. The coding region runs from base 1 to 1209 and encodes 402 amino acids. NCBI's taxonomy places the organism in Eukaryota, Metazoa, Chordata, Actinopteri, Perciformes, Percidae. The transcript is spliced from 5 exons. The record is from RefSeq and is a predicted model, not a curated record.